CCAAGUAAAAAAAAGGCCCAUAUUUUGGAUUGCCAGGUGGAGCAUACUUCGCUGCUCCAUUCUUGGUCGUCCUGCUCGCUCGGCCUUAAUGGACGAUUCUGGGGCCAUACUCUGCCAGAUUUCGGCGUACAAGGACUUGCUUGAUGAGGUCAAUGAAGAAAUUGAGCAAAACAUUCAGAAAACUAGAGAAAUAGAAUCAGAAAUUGUAAAGUGUCUUGAAGUUGAACAAGAUUCAGUUACGAAAGAAUCAGAUUUGUUAAAGAUGCUUUCUAUGAGAGAUUUUGAGCUCAAUGGUUUAGUCCAAAUUGCUGCCACUUCUAGGAACUCAUGCGAAAGUUUGGCGUGUGACCUGAGAUUAUUGCAAAUGAAUAAGGAUGAAAUUAUAAAGAGAAUAUCACAGAAAAGGGAUCAGUUCCUUCUUUUUAGCAGUCAGUUUCAAGCAAAGGCUCUAUCAGCAGAGAAUAAGGAGUUAACAAUUUUGUUAUCUGAGAAAGAGACCCUUGAAAAAGAAAAGGAUACCUUGAAUAUGAAGAUUGAUGCCCUACAGAAUUCCACGAAGGAUUGUUUGGGUGAAAUUCUCGAAGAAAUUCAGAUAUCUAAUUCUGCUUUGGACAUCAAUAUUGAGCGUGGGACUUCAGAAAAUAAAGAACUUCUAAAUGAUAUGAGAGAACUGAAAAUCUUGUUAAGUUCCAUGAGCCCAAGUGAGGAAUUUUCCUCAUAAAAGUUCUUUAUAUUAUUAUUAGCUCACAAAAGUGUUUUGUUUUCUUUCUUCUUUUAGAUGAAAUGUUAUAUUAAAAUAGAAUAUGAUCCUCAUAUUGAACUGCUAUUAUGUUUUUUUCCCUACUCUAUGGUGGUAUAAUACUCAGUUUAGUCCCUAUAUUAAUUCAAAAUGGCUAUUUAGUCUCUUUAUUAU
Molecule: messenger RNA, 913 nt
Organism: Dioscorea cayenensis subsp. rotundata (Guinea yam)
Lineage: Eukaryota; Viridiplantae; Streptophyta; Magnoliopsida; Dioscoreales; Dioscoreaceae
Exons: 5
Coding region: 89-721 (210 amino acids)
Source: RefSeq, a predicted model, not a curated record